UGAGUUGGAAUGGCUUAAAAACCAGCAGUGUUGUAAACAGCUUUUUGUAGCGGGGAGGUUCUUGAGAAAAUCGACAAAAAUUGGCGAGUUCUUGAGUCCGUUUCUUUCAGAAUUUACUAACAAGGAAGAUAUAACGACUGGAAAACGGAAUACGUGAAAAGAAUUCAUCUUACAGAAACCUGCAACAGCAAACAACGUGGGAUUCUUCAUCGUGACAGAACUUACCUCGAACGUCAAAAGCGCACAGCUCAGCUGACGAUGACAACUUCAAGAGAGUUUCUAACAAUGCCACUCACAAGAAAAUUUGGCAGCAUGCCUUCCCUGGCUCAGAAAUCCAUAAUAUCACUCGAUUAUAAAGAUGAAGGUUUUACACCUCGGAAAGUUUCAGACCCACCAAAGAGUGGGACUAGACAAAGUGGAACGCAUGAAAGUUUGGAAUUACCACAAGUCAGGUGGUCGUUGGUCAUUCCCGCCAAAAAUGUCCAUAGUCCCAAUUCUCGGCAAAAGAUCGCCUGGCGUAGUCCGCUGCUUGAACAACGGCAAAAUGCAGGGGUGGACCAACAGAGCGUAGGGGAAACUAUAACGCCAAAUAAGGAGAAAACGGCCGCAGGCAGUCCUGGUAAGCGACGGCUGAACGAAAAUGCCACGUUUCUGCUGAAACAACAUUCUGAGUGGCUGGGCAGAGUUUUACCAUUCAAUGAAAGGCUCAAUGGAGUUAAAAAGGCCGAUAGCAGUUUGAAGACAAGAGCACAGAUUACAGGGCAAGGAAAAGUUACUAACACAGGGCAAAACACAAAGCUUAAGGGUAUCCAAGUUAGAAAGUCGCAAAUUCGAAGAAAAAUAGAGGUACCCAAGAAAGCACCUUUGACGACAAACAAAGAUGCCGGGAAAUAUUCUCGAGCAAUUUCUGUGGAGAGAGAAUUCUACUUCCAGGACUACAGACAAAAAUGCAUUCAGUGGCUGAAAUCCCUACCGGAUAGUGGAACACACCCGAUGAACUUACGCUAAAGACAAAUGGGAACAUUAUGAACAAAGUUCACAGCCUAUUUUUAGUUCACAUUCGAAUUUUUAGAAUCCACGCAUUAAUUACGUUAAUUUAUUUAUAUUAUAUUAUAAAUUUAUGUAUAUAUUGAUUUAAUUUAUUCUCGGCACCUGUCUACCCUUACAAGGCAUUGACAUUAUAGGAAUAAAAAAGUACGUCAUUCAGAAUAUUAAGGUGGCUGAACACAGUUUUUGAUACCUGUGUUUCAUUCACCUUUUUCUCUAAAACCCUAUGGCGUUCCAUCCCCGCCAAAAUUCAAUGUUCCAUUUUACGUUCUACUUUUCGCAUUUUA
Orbicella faveolata is the source of this 1334-nucleotide messenger RNA. RefSeq lists its product as uncharacterized. NCBI's taxonomy places the organism in Eukaryota, Metazoa, Cnidaria, Anthozoa, Scleractinia, Merulinidae. The record is from RefSeq and is a predicted model, not a curated record.